Messenger RNA from Cyphellophora attinorum, 1239 nucleotides. RefSeq lists its product as uncharacterized. The coding region runs from base 1 to 1239 and encodes 412 amino acids. The transcript has 3 exons. The record is from RefSeq and is a predicted model, not a curated record. NCBI's taxonomy places the organism in Eukaryota, Fungi, Ascomycota, Eurotiomycetes, Chaetothyriales, Cyphellophoraceae.
AUGGAGUUGAUAGCGCGCUGCUGCAACUAUGGCAUUCAAGAAAACAACAGAGAAGCACCUACGAGUCCAGUCGAAUCGGAGCCAGACAGGAUGCCAGACAUGCAAGCCUUCGCGAGUCUGCAGGGCCAGUUCGAGCAGGCCACGAACCAUGCUGUUGCUGGGCUGAAGAUGAUCGCUGCUCAUACGGAGAGACAGACGGUGUCGGCGAUCACAAAUGAGGUUCUUCUGCAGAUCUACUUGGAGCUUCGGGACCAGGUCUGUCAAGCGAACAGUGAGCAAUUCAAAAUCGGAGGUCCUGGUUUGGUGAACCGCCUCCUCGUGGCGCCAAAGUCCACCCUGACGGCGGAGGACCUUCUAGCACAAGUCCAACUGCUGUCAUUCCAGGUCCUGGAUCUCUUCGAAGCCGCCGAGACGUUCCAUCAGGACUAUCCAUGGGUGCGUGGCUCCGUUGCUCCUUUACUUUUGCCGGCAUACCAGUCGGCGAUUGGCAAGCACACUGAAAUCACCAAUGCUCUGGCAUCACUUGAGCACCAAUACCAACAAAUCCCAACAAUAAAGUCGAACGAGGCCCGCCUGGCCUUAAAGGUCUUCCUCACAUCGCUGCACAUCGACCUCCAGGUCUUCGUCAACGGCGAGCAAAGCUACGACGACUAUCUCAACGACAACGUCGCAAUCCUGGACCACGCCCAGAGCCUGCUCGGCCUUCAAACCUACCCACAAACAACAGACACCAACCCAAAGCCCGCCCGAACCCAGCCGCCAACACCAUUCGUCUCCUGCCUAGGCAUAAUCCCCCUACUCUUCGAAAUAGCCACACGCACCACCAACAUCCCGCUCCGCGACCGCGCCCUCCACCUCCUGCACUCCACCAACCGCCGCGAAGGCAUCUGGGACAGGCCUCGUCGCCGCUCGCCUAGCCGAGCGUUUAAUUUCCCUCACCGAGGAGGGCAACUCGAUCGCCGCGGCAAACUCCAAUUGCUCGGGCAGUACCACGGCGGCGAUGACGAGCACGACGCACCUCCCCAUUUCAUCAUCACAGACAUACAGCUACUCUCCGACCGUCAGGCCAAAGUCACGUAUGGCUUCAAGCGGCGAUGGCGGCGUACCAUUGAUGAUUGUAAGUUCGGUCCUGCGGAGGGCAGCACCGCCUUCAGCGCUGAAGAAUUCCACUCGUUCUGGCUCGAAGGCGUGGGGCCUGGGGAAGGCGAAGUCAGGGAAGAGAUUAUCGAAUUCGAUUGA